UUCAUUUUUCUCCCUCUGAUGUAACUGACCUCCUCAGUUCCCAGAAGUGGCAGCCUUGGAAGGAACUAGCCUCAGAUAGAGGCUCAGGACCCCUGUGUUUCCAACACUGUGGAAAUUCUGUCUGGUUCAUCUUCAUCUCUAGGUCCUCUGUGGAGCCUCAGAAGAAGAGCCAUGGCCUCAGCUGCUCCCCUGAAGGAGAUUCAGGAGAUUGCCACCUGCUUCCUGUGCUCAAAAUUGUUGUCUUGUCCAUUGAGCCUCUACUGCGGGCACAGCUACUGCAUGAUGUGUAUGUGGACCUUCUGUAGGCAGGAUGGAUUGCCAGAGGAGUUCCUCUGUCCUCAGUGUCAGGGGCCAAUCGAUAUAAACAGCUGGAGGCACAAUAAGCAUCUAGAAAGAAUCAUUGCAGUCUUAGAGCAGAUGGAGGAGAUGCAGUGUGAGUUAAAAUGUGAAGAACACGGGGAGCCGCUGCAGCUCUUCUGUGAAGAUGACAAGCAGCGCAUCUGCCGGCGCUGUGAGCAGGCUCCAGAGCACCAAGGGCACACCAUAGUGCUGGUGAAGGAUGCGUGCCAGGGCUACAUGGAAAAGCUCCAGAAAGCUGUGACCAGAAAGAUGGAAAGGUUGAGACAUUUGUACACAGAAUAUAUGAAUCAGAAAACAUCUAUACGAACACAGAUAAUGAAGUGCCGGUCAGCAGGAACUCCCCAUUUGCUUGCACUUAUGACCUUACAAAAACAAAAGGUGAAGUUGGACUUUGAGAUUCUCCACACUUUUCUACGUGAGGAGGAGAAGUUGUGGAUCUGGAGACUGGAUAAUGAAGAAGAAAAGAUGCUGAGGAGACUGGGGGAAAAUGAGGCCAACCUGCAGAAGAGAGAUCAGGAUGUGGAAGGCACCUUGAGCAGGGCUAGCGCUGUGAAGCUGGAAGCUUCUGAGGCCCUUUCCUUGGAAGUCCCAACUACGUGUGAUGUUGCUAAGCUUUACUUGGAUGUGAAGGCGAUGUUAAGACGCCAUCAAGUCAGUGUGACUCUGGAUCCAGAUACAGCUCAUCUUGCCCUAACUCUGUCUGAGGACCGCAGACAGGUGUCCUAUCAAUGCAGCCAGCCAUUUCUCAAAGCUUUGUUCAGGAGAUUUGCCAUCCUCCCCUGUGUCCUGGGCUGUGAGCGCUUUAGUUCAGGAAGACACUACUUCGAAGUGGAUGUUGGAGAAGGAACAGCUUGGGAUGUGGGAGUCUGUAUGGAAAAUGUGCAGAGAGGCUUUGACAUGAAGCAGGAGCCCGAGAGUGGGUUCUGGGCCAUCAGGCUGUGCACAGAGAACGGCUAUGUAGCCCUGACCUCUCCCCCCACUGCCCUUGAGCUGCGUGAGCGACCUCGGGUGGUGGGGGUUGCUCUGGACCAUGAGGCUGGAGCUGUGUCCUUUUACAGCAUGACCUCUGGCUCCCACAUCUUCACCUUCCCCAAGGCUUCUUUCUCUGGUACUCUGCGGCCUUUUCUCAAUGUUUAUGAACAUUCUCCUUUGUUUCUGCCUCCUCCUAAGGAGUUUUAAAAAACAGCAUUGUCUCUUUGGCUUAGAUAGCACUGAAUAUCUGUGAUUACUAUAGGACAGAAACUGUAAUUUUGUUUUU
This is a messenger RNA of Octodon degus (degu), 1618 nucleotides long. RefSeq names its product E3 ubiquitin-protein ligase TRIM38-like. The record is from RefSeq and is a predicted model, not a curated record. NCBI's taxonomy places the organism in Eukaryota, Metazoa, Chordata, Mammalia, Rodentia, Octodontidae. Gene Ontology annotation, molecular function: protein binding; zinc ion binding. The transcript is spliced from 8 exons. The coding region runs from base 172 to 1539 and encodes 455 amino acids.